AUGGACGUUGACGUGGACGUUGACGUGGACGUGGACGUGGACAUGGACGUUGACGUGGACGUGGACGUGGACGUGGACGUGGACGUGGACAUGGACGUAGACGUGGACGUGGACGUGGACGUGGACGUGGAAUUAGACGUGGACGUGGACGUGGACGUGGAGAUGGAAUUGGACGUGGACGUGGACGUGGACGAAGACUUGGACGUGGACGUGGACGUGGACAUGGACGUGGACGUGGACGUGGACGUGGACAUGGACGUGGACGUGGACGUGGACGUGGACAUGGAGGAACGUGGACCUGACCUGGUCGUGGACGCGGACAUGGAUGUGGACGUGGACAUGGACGUGGACGUGGACGUGGACGUGGUUGUAGACGCGGACGUGGACGUGGACGUGGACAUGGACGUAGACAUGGUCGUGGACGUGGACAUGGACAUGGACGUGGACGUGGACGUGGACGUAGACGUGGACGUCUACGUGGACGUCGACGUGGACAAGGACGUGGAUGUGUACGUGGACGUGGACGUGGACGUGGACGUGGACGUGGAGGACUUGGACGUGGACGUGGACGUGGACGACUUGGACGUGGAGGACUUGGACGUGGACGUGGACGUAGACGUGGACGUGGACGUGGUCGUGGACGUGGACGUGGACGUGGACAUGAAGGUGGACGUGGACGUGGACAUGGACGUGGACGUGGACGUGGACGUGGACAUAGACGUGGACAUGGACGUGGACGUGGACAUGGUCCUGGACGUGGACAUGGACGUGGACGUGGAGAUGGACGUGGUUGUGGACGUGGACGUGGACGUGGACGUGGACAUGGACAUGGACGUGGACGUGACGUGGACGAACAUGGACGAGGACGUGGACGUGGACAUGGACGUGGGCGUAGACGUGGACGUGGACGUGGACAUGGACGUGGACGUGGACGUGGACGUGGACGUGGACGUUGACGUGGACGUAGACCUGGUCGUGGACGCGGACAUGGAUGUGGACGUGGACAUGGACGUGGACGUGGACGUGGACGUGGUUGUAGACGCGGACGUGGACGUGGACGUGGACAUGGACGUAGACAUGGUCGUGGACGUGGACAUGGACAUGGACGUGGACGUGGACGUAGACGUGGACGUGUACGUGGACGUCGACGUGGACAAGGACGUGGAUGUGUACGUGGACGUGGACGUGGACGUGGACGUGGACGUGGACGUGGAGGACUUGGACGUGGACGUGGACGUGGACGACUUGGACGUGGAGGACUUGGACGUGGACGUGGACGUAGACGUGGACGUGGACGUGGUCGUGGACGUGGACGUGGACGUGGACAUGAAGGUGGACGUGGACGUGGACAUGGACGUGGACGUGGACGUGGACGUGGACAUAGACGUGGACGUGGACGUGGACGUGGACAUGGUCCUGGACGUGGACAUGGACGUGGACGUGGAGAUGGACGUGGUUGUGGACGUGGACGUGGACGUGGACGUGGACAUGGACAUGGACGUGGACGUGACGUGGACGAACAUGGACGAGGACGUGGACGUGGACAUGGACGUGGGCGUAGACGUGGACGUGGACGUGGACAUGGACGUGGACAUGGACGUGGACGUGGACGUGGACGUGGACAUGGACGUGGACGUGGACGUGGACGUGGACGUGGACGUGGACAUGGACGUGGACGUGGACGUGGACGUGGACGUGGACGUGGACGUGGACAUGGUCGUGGACGUGGACGUGGACGAGGACGUGGACAUGGACGUGGACGUGGACGUGGAUAUGGACGUGGACGUGGACAUGGACGUGGAUGUGGACAUGGUCGUGGACGUGGACAUGGACGUGGACGUGGACAUGGACGUGGACGUGGACGUGGACAUGGACGUGGACGUGGACGUGGACAUGGACGUGGACAUGGACGUGGACGUAGACGUGGACGUGGACAUGGACGUGGACGUGGACAUGGACGUGGAUGUAGACGUGGACGUGGACAUGGACGUGGACGUGGACAUGGACGUGGACGUGGACGUGGACGUGGACGUGGACAUGGACGUGGACGUGGACGUGGACGUGGACAUGGACGUGGACGUGGACAUGGACGUGGACAUGGACGUAGACGUGGACGUGGAUGUUGACGUGGACAUGGACGUGGACAUGGACGUGGACAUGGACGUGGACAUGGACGUGGACAUGGACGUGGACAUGGACGUGGACGUGGACGUGGACGUGGACAUGGACGUGGACGUGGACAUGGACGUGGAUGUAGACGUGGACGUGGACAUAGACGUGGACGUGGACAUGGACGUGGACGUGGACGUGGACGUGGACGUGGACAUGGACGUGGACGUGGACGUGGACGUGGAUCUGGAGUGGACGUGGACAUGGAGUGGACGUGGACGUGGAGUGGACGUGGACGUGGACGUGGACGUGGACGUGGACGUGGACGUGGACGUGGAGGUGGACGUGGACGUGGACGUGGAGGUGGACGUGGAGGUGGACGUGGACGUGGAGAACUUGGACGUGGACGUGGACGUGGACGUGGACGUGGACGUGGACGUGGACGUGGACGUGGAGGACUUGGACGUGGACAUGGACUUGGACGUGGACGUGGACGUGGACAUGGACGUGGACGUAGACGUGGACGUGGACGUGGACGUGGACGUGGACGUGGACGUGGACGUGGACGUGGACGUGGACAUGGACGUGGACGUGGACAUGGACAUGGACGUGGACAUGGACAUGGACGUGGACGUGGACGUGGACAUGGACGUGGACAUGGACGUGGACGUGGACGUGGACGUGGACAUGGACGUGGACGUGGACAUGGACGUGGACGUGGACGUGGACGUGGACAUGGACGUGGACGUGGACGUGGACGUGGACGUGGACAUGGACGUGGACGUGGACGUCGACAUGGACGUGGACGUGGACGUGGACGUGGACGUGGACGUGGACGUGGACAUGGACGUAGACGUGGACGUGGACGUUGAUGUGGACAUGGACGUGGACGUGGACGUGGACGUGGACAUGGACGUGGACGUGGACGUGGACGUGGAGGAGUUGGACGUGGACAUGGACGUGGACGUGGACAUGGACGUGGACGUGGACGUAGAUAUGGACGACGUGGAUAUGGACGUGGACGUGGACGUGGACGUGGACGUUGACGUGGACAUGGACGUGGACGUGGACAUGGACGUGGACGUGGUCGUGGACGUGGACGUAGACGUGGACAUGGUCAUGGACGUGGACGUGGACGUGGACGUGGACAUGGACGUGGACGUGGACGUGGACAUGGAAGUGGACGUGGACAUGGACGUAGACGUGGACGUGGACGUGGACGACUUGGACGUGGACAUGGACGUGGACGUGGACGUGGACGUGGACAUGGACGUGGACGUAGACGUGGACGUGGACGUGGACGUGGACAUGGAUGUAGACGUGGACGUGAACGUGGACGUGGACAUAGACGUGGACGUGGACGUGGACAUGGACAUGGACACGUCCACGUCCAUGUCCACAUCCACGUCCAUGUCCACGUCCACGUCCACGUUCACGUCCAUGUCCAUGUCCAUGUCCACGUCCACGUCCACGUCCACGUCCAUGUCAUUUGCACUCUAA
Closterium sp. NIES-65 is the source of this 3609-nucleotide messenger RNA. Lineage: Eukaryota; Viridiplantae; Streptophyta; Zygnematophyceae; Desmidiales; Closteriaceae. The record is from the annotation of a GenBank genome assembly.